Molecule: messenger RNA, 2226 nt
Organism: Cuscuta epithymum
Lineage: Eukaryota; Viridiplantae; Streptophyta; Magnoliopsida; Solanales; Convolvulaceae
Source: the annotation of a GenBank genome assembly
CAAAAACACUGUGCCGGUGCACCCACAUAGCAAUGAUUGAAAUGCCACAAGCUCCCAUUUUGGGGGGUUAUAAGGUCGGAAUUUACCGGAGAAAGCGCGGCGACUCGACCCAAUCCCCUGCCCCAAUCACCUUCACUCAAUCCUACUCCCCACCAGUUCCACCAUAGCACCACAACAUUCUUCUUCUACGCCGGCGACGAUGUGUUCGGAACUGAGUUUGGCAAUCUUGCCGUCGGAAUGAACUUUCGUCAUCCCCCAGGAUUAGAUCUUCGCAUUUCAUGUUGAUGCCACUUUAAUGCUCUCUUCUCUCCUGGCAGGCGAUAAUUGUUGCUUACUGAGCUUGUUUUGAGAUUCUCUGAUUUCAAGUUUAUAAAUUUUCAUUCGGGGUGAUUAAGGAUGGAGAGAAGCAGCUCAUCGUGGCAGUUGAUAUCUCACAGUGGGUGUCUCUAUCACUUUAUGCUGUGAUUCUCAAUUUGAGUGGUUAGAGCGGUUUCUGAUGCAUCUAUUAUCAUGAAGAAUAAUCACUUGCUUCUACCUGGGAAUCACUCUAAACUGGGAGAUGAAGUAUCUGAACCUAAUUGCACUACAGUAUCUGACAUUCAUAAUGUAUCAUUUAGCGAAUCCGUAAAAGACUUGCAGCCAGAUGAUGGCUCCCAUAACUUGUCUGAUUUUUUGCUCAAAUUUACAGAACAAUCACCAAGACUUUCUCCUACUCCAUCGUUGAAAUUCAGUUCCUUUUCUCCUGAAGCUCAUUUCCAGCAACCCCAGAACAAUUUUUCUCGUGCUUCCACAUUCUGUACUAGUUUGCAUUUUUCAUCUUCAGCUAGUUUAGAAACUACACUGCGUCUCGGAAGUUUGCCUUUUCUUCCGAAUCCUUCACCUCGCAGACUCCCAAAUUUCAGCAUUAAACCUUCAGACUCACCAUCACUUGUUCAUAGUGUGAAAGGUCCUUCAGAGGAUAGCUUGAAAGUUUUACAAAAUAUACCCGCAGACAGUUUGGAUGGUGCUAAUCGUGGAUAUUGUGGGUUUAAUGACUUACAACUUACUGAGCAAAUGGAAUUACAAUUACUAUCGGAUGAACUUCACAUUGCUAUUGGUUGUGAUGGAGAGAAUCCUCGGAUUGAUGAAAUAUAUGAAGAACCUCAAUCAUUCAGUCAACAAAGCAAUGAAUUAACUCUGAGCCAGAAUGACAUCUCCAGUACAUUACCUCCUGAUAAGUUAUCAGCUCAGCCAUCUGCUGGUUCACACAAGCCACGAAUGAGAUGGACACCUGAGCUUCAUGAAUGCUUUAUGGAGGCUGUAAAGAGACUAGAUGGUCCUGAAAAGGCAACCCCAAAGGCUGUGCUUCAACUAAUGAAAGUUGAAGGUUUGACUAUCUAUCAUGUGAAGAGCCACCUCCAGAAAUACAGACUUGCGAAGUAUAUGCCUGAAAGAAGUGAAGAUAAAAAUUCCAGCACUGGAGAUAAUGAAGCAACUGUUAUCAGUAAAGCAAGGGGGAAAGGGAACACUCAAGUCCUGGAAGCUUUACGAAUGCAAAUAGAAGUUCAGAAAAAACUACAUGAGCAACUGGAGGUACAAAGAGCGCUUCAGUCGAGGAUUGAAGAACAUGCAAGGUAUUUGGAGAAGAUCUUUGAAGAACAACAGAAAACUGGAUGUUGUGCUGGUGCAAGCCAGACCAGUUCGUGUACUGACCCAGUUUGUGCUUCCUCUCCGGCUAGCAUCUCUCCCUCUCUUGCUCUAUUCCCAGCCACUGAGUCUGGUUGUAUGGCAUCUUCAAAGCUUGAAACCGAAGAUGGUGGGGCCAUAAUUGAACAUGAAACGCCUCAAAAAAGACCACGCACCAAAGAAGUUCUACUAGACGACGACUCAGAAAACUAAGAACUGAGUGCACUCAUAAGGGCGGGGAAGUUGGUAAAGCAAUGGACAUUGUGACUGCAAGGUCCUAUUCCCAUAUUGUUUUUUUAAACUGUGAAGUGCUGUAAGCAUUGGUUGAUUUGUUGUAUUAUAAAAGUUUCUUUUCCAUUGUAAAUUACACAUUUUGUGCCCUUGAAUUAGUUCUUAGUGGUUGAUGUACUUUUAUUUAUUCUUUGAAUAUUUCUAAACUUGUUUAAUCAACUGUCAAUUCAUAAGGCAUAGACAUACAGUUAUUUUUACUAGACCGUGGUAAACCGGCCAAUUCGUACUGGAUUAUGAAGCUUUUAUAAGAAAACCUGCAUUAGUUUGAGA